AUGGUACCACUGCUGAAUGAGUGUGGACAGGCCAUGGUACCACUGCUGAAUGAGUGUGGACCGGCCAUGGUACCACUGCUGAAUGAGUGUGGACCGACCAUGGUACCACUGCUGAAUGAGUGUGGACCGACCAUGGUACCACUGCUGAAUGAGUGUGGACCGACCAUGGUACCACUGCUGAAUGAGUGUGGACCGACCAUGGUACCACUGCUGAAUGAGUGUGGACCGACCAUGGUACCACUGCUGAAUGAGUGUGGACCGGCCAUGGUACCACUGCUGAAUGAGUGUGGACCGACUAUGGUACCACUGCUGAAUGAGUGUGGACCGACCAUGGUACCACUGCUGAAUGAGUGUGGACCAACCAUGGUACCACUGUUGAAUGAGUGUGGACCGGCCAUGGUACCACUGCUGAAUGAGUGUGGACCGACCAUGGUACCACUGUUGAAUGAGUGUGGACAGGCCAUGGUACCACUGCUGAAUGAGUGUGGACCGACCAUGGUACCACAGUUGCAGCAGAACAUCUGGGCUGGCAGCGGCUAG
This is a messenger RNA of Knipowitschia caucasica, 540 nucleotides long. The record is from the annotation of a GenBank genome assembly. NCBI's taxonomy places the organism in Eukaryota, Metazoa, Chordata, Actinopteri, Gobiiformes, Gobiidae.